Hordeum vulgare subsp. vulgare (domesticated barley) is the source of this 990-nucleotide messenger RNA. RefSeq lists its product as uncharacterized. NCBI's taxonomy places the organism in Eukaryota, Viridiplantae, Streptophyta, Magnoliopsida, Poales, Poaceae. Bases 101 to 754 code for a protein of 217 amino acids. The record is from RefSeq and is a predicted model, not a curated record. The transcript is spliced from 3 exons.
GUGCGGGGACAGGUUACUCCACGCCACGGUGCGGCUCUCCUUCUCUUCCAUCCCCAUUUGCGCACCUCACCUUUCGUCCGUUCCGUCCGUGAGAGCGGCGAUGACGAAGCCGGCCGAUCGGCCACGGUUGACGAUGGAGGACUACGUCCUCUUCUUCACCACCCGCAGCGGUCGAGGCCUCACCGUCGACCAACUCAACCAGAUCCUCUUCAUGCACGGCUUCAAGAAGUUCCACAACUCGAACAAGCCGGUGAUCGUCGACGCGCUCAACUCGCUCGAGCCACUGCGCCCGCGCCGCUCCACCGUCAGCAUCAACGCCGUCGCGCCCCCGCCGGGCGCCGCGGGCCCCUCCGCGGCCGUGCUCUCCACGGAGGCCGUAAAGCGCGACAUCCAGGACCUCGGCUGGGGCGAGUGCCCCGUCGGCUCCGUCCUCUCCAUCCACGCCGGGUCCGCCGCCUCCUCCCCUGUGCCGCUCGCCACCAUCCACCCGGGCUCCGCCGCCUCCUCCCCCAUGCCGCUCGCCGCCGUCGUCCAGGGCGCCUCCCCUCCGAGCACACUCGGCGCCUCUUCCAGCCUGCCUUCCGCGGCGCCCGGCGUGGAGGGGAACAGGAAGCGGGUACUGAGGGGCCAGGGGAAGGCGGCGACCAAGAAGAAGGAGAGGCGCAUGAGGGAGCUGCUCAAGCUCCCGUCCAUCGAGGUCCAGGAUAUGCCCGCCGCCGCCCAGAGCAGCGGCAGCAUUGCCUCUGCUGUGUGAUCCGUAGCACGGUUGAAGCAGCAUGGAACUGACGGUUGAUCUGGGUGUGCUUUGUUCUUGGCUGCUUUUGCUUCGGUGGUGAUCUGCAGUAGUAGUAGUAAAUUAAUUUUACUGGUUUGUGUUAAUGAUCAGAACUGUGUUGCCUGUUCAGUUAACCGCGUUGAUAUGCGUAUGUAUUUGGGACGAGAUGCGUUUUGUUUCGUGCUGUUUUGAUAAUCCUGUGGUUGCUGGUUUGA